GAUACCCCUACCAACCCACCCACCCGUAUUGGAGAGAGAAAUAAGAAGAAGACUUUAUCGAGUGUUGGGUUUCAAAGAAGGAGACAUACCCAAUUUCAUUCCAACAAAUCUAUUCUUUGCUCCUUCUCGCAUUAUCAGAUCCCAAAGUAGUUGAGGAGGUGAAGCAAGCCUGCAAAGUAUGUCAAAUUUAACUGUUAAUUGCCCUUCAUGGUGGAAUUCACAUGAAAGUCAAUAUUACACUUCCUCUACCAAUCACGUAAAUUUUGAAGUGGGAUCCUUAAUCCCAAACUAUCACGGGGAUGUCAAUGAAGACAAGUAUUUUGGAUUUCAACAAUCCAACAAAUUCCCAACUCAACCAUCUGCUUCUAAGGGCAUAAGAUGGAAGGGGAUGACUUCUGGAGUAAGAACCAAUUCACUAGAAUCAGAUGUAUGUUAUGGAAAGAACAAUGAGGAUCUAGUAUUUAACUUCAUGAAUCAUCCUGAUUUCGUUACUAAUCCUACGAAAGUUGAUUUUGUCCAUUCCAUGGGUUGUAUACCAUAUAAUCAUAUCCCUGAUCCAUGUUUCAAUGCGUUAUACACUCCUUAUGGACAACCACAAUCCAUUCAAUCAGAUGUUAUGGGAAUAACAACAGCAGAACGUGUACCUUUGCCUUCUUCUCUUGUUGAUGAAUUUGGUCCGGUUUAUGUGAAUGCAAAGCAAUACCAUGGAAUUAUCAGGAGGAGGAAGAUACGAUCAAAGCUGGAGUCUGAAAACAAACUUGUUAAAUCUCGGAAGCGGUAUCUACAUGAAUCGCGACAUCUUCAUGCUCUUAAUAGGGCUAGGGGAUCCGGUGGGAGGUUUCUUAGCACUAAAAAAGGUAGAGAAACUAAGUCGAAAAUGAUCACGAAUUUUAGUGGUAUGGUUGCAAAUGAGGAAUCAAUACAGUUUCAUCAUCCAUCAAAUCUCAGUGACAUGAUGAUGACAAAUACAGACGGCGGAGGAGAUGUUAUGAUGAUUUGUCCACUGACUGGUCAAAGGUUUUCGGGUCUUCCUCCUACCGGAAUGAUGGGAAAAGGAGCACAUAACUGCGCUCCAAUUGUCCGGUAAGAAAUGGAAACUACCCUCACUACCUUCACUAGCUAGGCAAAUCAUCCUUGGCUUCGAAGUCUGUCUUUCUAUAGCCAUGUCAUGUAAUGAUUCAAAAGGAUGAUUGUAGUUUGGGAUUUGUAGUUGGUAGGAUUUACGAGGACCAAGUUUUAUGCUUUCAACUUUCCAAGAUUUAACUUUAUGUUUAUGGCAUUGCAUCUUCUUAUAUGAGAAGAAAACAAUUUGUUUGAAUUCAUUUUGACUUUCUAUGUUUUCUAUC
This is a messenger RNA of Impatiens glandulifera, 1346 nucleotides long. RefSeq names its product nuclear transcription factor Y subunit A-7-like. Gene Ontology annotation, biological process: regulation of transcription by RNA polymerase II. Bases 179 to 1087 code for a protein of 302 amino acids. The record is from RefSeq and is a predicted model, not a curated record. Gene Ontology annotation, molecular function: RNA polymerase II cis-regulatory region sequence-specific DNA binding; DNA-binding transcription factor activity, RNA polymerase II-specific. NCBI's taxonomy places the organism in Eukaryota, Viridiplantae, Streptophyta, Magnoliopsida, Ericales, Balsaminaceae. The transcript is spliced from 6 exons.